CCGAUUCGAUCCGAUACAACUCACUAUAUAGCCUAUAUAGCCUAGUCCGUACGACAAUACGACUUGCGGGGUUUUUUUCGACUUUAUUUUCGCGCCCUGCCAACGUUUCGCGUGUUUCUAUCCCGGCUUUCAACUGAAAUUUUUCAAAUCUCAACAACAAAGCACUCAAGCAGCGGCAGCAAAAACAGCAAGCAAAAUGUCGGAGCCGGCGUCCGUUUGUCACAAGUGCAAUGAGGUCAUCGAGCAGCGCAUCAUCACGGCGCUGGGAAAGACCUGGCAUCCGGAGCACUUCGCCUGCAAGGACUGCCACCGGCCCAUCUCGGAGGCUACCUUUAACAUCCAGGCCGAGGAGCCAGUCUGCUCCGACUGCUUCGUGAAGAACUACUCGGGCACCUGCUUCGGCUGCAAGCAGCCCAUCCUGGAGCGCACCAUCAAGGCCAUGGAGCAGUCGUGGCACGAGGAGUGCUUUGUGUGCAACGGUCCCUGCAAGAAGCCGCUGGUGGGCACCUCCUUCUACGAGCGGGACGGACAUCCCUACUGCCGGGUGGACUUCGAGCAGCUCUUCGCCGCCCGCUGCGCCGGAUGUGGUCAGCCAAUCACGGAGAACGCGAUCGUGGCCCUCAACGCCAAGUGGCAUCGCGACUGCUUCAAGUGCAAGAAAUGCGGCGCUCCCAUCACGGCCAGUACCUUCGCUGUGGAGGACAACAAGCCACUGUGCACGGCCUGCUCCGGCUAGAAAUCCGGACCCGUGUCCGUACCAUUCACUUCGAUAUCUAUGUAUAUUAUCUAUUAUUAUGGUAUUUGUAGUAAUCCAAAUUGUUGAACCCAUCCCCGAGAACACAAGAACAGAGCCGAACGAAAGGAAGCAAGGUCAUAAUAAUGUGCAAAUGAAAAUUCCAAUCCACUGGAGGAGGGAAAAAGAAAUCGUAAUAUUUGAUGGACAUGAACACGAAAAGUGCAUUCGAUGAUGGUGGGUGGUGCUGGGUUGAUAUGCGGGGCAGGGGGUGUUAAUGCUUAAAAUAAUUAUAAUUCUCCUUAGUUGAUAUAUAUGCCGUCUGUCCCUCUCUCCCUCUUUCUCUCUCUCACUCACACUCUCACCCCCUCCCCCCC
Drosophila gunungcola (fruit fly) is the source of this 1110-nucleotide messenger RNA. Its product is annotated as transforming growth factor beta-1-induced transcript 1 protein. The record is from RefSeq and is a predicted model, not a curated record. The transcript is spliced from 5 exons. Gene Ontology annotation, cellular component: cell-cell junction; focal adhesion; cytoplasm. Gene Ontology annotation, biological process: cell-cell adhesion; positive regulation of integrin-mediated signaling pathway; positive regulation of substrate adhesion-dependent cell spreading. The coding region runs from base 197 to 736 and encodes 179 amino acids. Lineage: Eukaryota; Metazoa; Arthropoda; Insecta; Diptera; Drosophilidae.